Molecule: messenger RNA, 4166 nt
Organism: Folsomia candida
Lineage: Eukaryota; Metazoa; Arthropoda; Collembola; Entomobryomorpha; Isotomidae
Product: sodium-dependent phosphate transport protein 2B
Exons: 13
Coding region: 709-2901 (730 amino acids)
Biological process (GO): sodium-dependent phosphate transport
Cellular component (GO): membrane
Molecular function (GO): sodium:phosphate symporter activity
Source: RefSeq, a predicted model, not a curated record
GACGACAGCAGCGUGUGCGAUACACAUACGUCUGUCAGCCGUCGUCAGAACGAUACCUUUUCAUAUUAACGAGGAACAGAUGGCUUAUAAGGCUGCCAGUCUUUCCAUAAAUACAAUACUUGAAGACUGACACGUACCGCUGGCUGAGUCAGUCUUGGAGAAAAGUUCGCCCCGUGUUCACUUUAAUCAGGAACGAACGGAACGUAUUUACAUAGUUGGAAAGUUGAUCUCACUCACUUUUUGGCAGCGAAAAGGAACAUGGCAAAUUCUCCGAAUUGGAACAUGGAUUUAAUAAGCUUGCUCCCCGAGUGCAUUGGUGAUCACAAUAUCUCCAAUGACUUUUGGGAAAUAACGGGAGAAAAUAUAAACAACACGCAGAAAACUAGUUCUUACAACACGACGGACAUCAAUAAUUUGUCAGAGAAAGUUUGUUGUGGACUUUCUCUUGAAUACCUCCUCAAUUGCGAAAUCUUUUAGGAAUACGUACAUUUUUCUAGUUGUUUGGUUAUUUUUUUUGGAGUUAUAUAUUUUUCUCGGAAAUCGUCUGCCUAUUUUGUCGGGAAAGUUUUCAGAAAUAUUUUUUUGAAUUACUCACCUUCAAUUUUGUCAACCUCUCGGAAAUACAAUUUCUUCCACAAACGAAGCCAAAUCAUUCAAAGUGCAAGUUAAAAUGCAUGGAAAGUAGUGAAUAACUUAACCGACGCCACAAUGACAAUGACCACGAAAAACCCACGGAGACCGGCAACGACUACGGGGAACCAGGCCCACCACCAGCAGCUCUUGCUGGACGCAGCUUCCGUGGCUUUAAUCCCCCCAGAACCACGAGAAGGGGGACAUGGAGCUGGAAAUUCUUGUACGAAGAACGCAAGUGACCGUUCAGAUGAUGAAAGCGCCCUCGUGACGAGGACUCCACCUCGGUCGACUUCUGGGAAAGUGGUGGAAAUCACGAUAACUCCUGUUCCAUCGGUCCCAGAGAGCCUUGAAGAGCGAGGUGGCCUAUAUAUGCAGAAGCCAACGAAAGGUCGAGUAAUUGCUGUCAAACUGAUGGCAAUCUGCGCCUUGCUCUACAUCUUCGUCUGCUCCUUGGGAUUCAUGAGUGACGCUUUCCGAUUAAUUGCUGGGAAAGCGGCAGGCCAAGUUCUUCAGCAAGAGAAACUUAUUACGGUUCCAAUAGUGGGCGUAAUGCUGGGAAUUCUCGUCACUGUCGCAGUUCAGAGCUCGUCUACUUCGACUUCAAUCGUCGUUUCAAUGGUGGCGUCAGGAUUAUUCACGGUGAAAACUGCGAUUCCAAUAAUUAUGGGUGCCAACAUCGGAACCAGUGUGACCAACACGGUCGUCGCACUGACGCAUAUGACUAAUCGGCAAGACUUUGAGAGGGCAUUUGGUGGGGCCGUGUUGCACGAUAUGUUCAAUCUUCUCACGGUUACGACUCUCCUCAUCGUGGAACAAUUGACAUCUUAUCUGGAAGUUACUACAACAAAGAUAAUCAACAUGCUGGAUUUGCAAUCCUCCAAAGGCGGAGAGAUUCAGGUGCUAUCGAAAAUUACGAAACCCUUCACAUCUCUCAUCGUACAAAUAAACAAAGAUGUGAUUGUGGGAUGGUCAAUAAAUGACCCACAAUACGAUAAUGAACGACUGCUCAAAGUCUGGUGCAACUAUUCGAGCCUGACUUCUUCUUCUCCGCCUGAUCUACAACCGACAGCAGACGACAAUAUUGAUAACAAAGUUUCAUCUUCUUCAUCCAAUCAUUCGGCUGGGUCGUCUGGAAAUAUAAGUCAGAGGGGAAGCGGCGGUGGUGGUGAUGAUUUGCAGCUGUCUGUACAAAAUGGGAGUCAAGGGUCAACUCGUGAUGCAAUUUCGGCCGCUAUGAUGUCCACCGGAAGUACUGGGCAGAAAUGUAAAUUUCUAUUCAACAUGUUCAACUUGGGGGAUCUUGCGGUUGGUGUAAUACUUUUGGUCGUAUCGCUCGUAUUGCUUUGUGGAUGUCUGAUUUUGCUGGUCAAAGUUCUGUCAUCUUUGCUCAAAGGGAAACUUGCUGUUGCCGUGCAAAAAGUGGUGAACGCCAACAUUCCUUAUGUUCCCUGUCUCACUGGAUAUCUCGCGAUUGGAAUUGGAGCCGUUAUGACCCUGCUGGUUCAAUCCUCGUCCGUCUUUACUUCAGCUAUGACUCCGUUAAUUGCGAUGGGAAUGAUAUCACUGGAUCGAGCGUAUCCUCUGACCUUGGGAUCAAAUCUUGGCACCACGACCACCGCAAUGUUGGCUGCACUAGCAACGGAAGGUCCUAACCUGAGACUGUCAAUUCAACUAGCUCUGUGCCACAUGUUGUUUAAUCUGACUGGAAUUUUGUUGUUUUAUCCGAUUCCUUACAUGAGGUUCCCCGUACGAAUGGCAGCCGCUCUUGGCCGCAUAACAUCUCAAUACCGCUGGUUUGCCGUAUUCUACUUGAUUUUCAUGUUUGUCCUCCUCCCCUUGACCGUUUUCACUCUGACGCUCAUCGGCCCCAUGGCCUUUUACUGUGUCGCCGGUCCAGUCGGAGUCAUCAUCCUGCUUGUCCUUGGACUAACCCUUCUGCAAACAUGGAUUCCUUCUCUCCUUCCAGAAAUCUUGACGGAUUGGAACUUCCUCCCGAAAUGGUGCCGAAGUUUGGAACCCUACGACCGCGUUGUCGACCGGAUUGUAACCACGUGGCGAAUCUACUUCCCCUGGUGCUGCAGUGGCGGUGCGAGUGGGACGACGAACGUCGGUGGCAAUUUUACCGGAGGAAUGAGACCGAACAAUAGCCAAGUCUGCUUCGUAAAUGGCUCACGAUCUCCAAGUCCGCAAGGCUACGUCUUUGAUAAUUCCGCAUUUGCACGGAAUGACCACUCAUUCACGAUGGACAUGAGAAAUACUCCGGUUUGAAGGGAAGGAAAUGUGGCAAUUAGUCUGUCUAAUUUUAUUCCAGUGCUAGAUUCGUAUACCUCAUCUCAUGUUAUUAGAUAUGUAAUGUAAAAUUACACAGAUAUUUCAUAAAUUAAAUAGUUGACCAUUGUACUUUAACCCAUAAGUAGCAUCAUCAUGUUUGAACUCUUGAUCUAAAUGGUAGUUUUAACUUACAUACAAAAAGUUAUUCCUCCUUUAGACAAAUGCAUAACUCACCAGUCUCAGUAUUACUUUUGUAGAAUUGUCACUAUCAAAACAUGAAAUAUGUAUGUGUCUUUUCUCAUUUAUUAUCUACAUUGUGAUAAAAAUAUAUGCUUACAAAUACUAAACGCAUAACUAACUAACUAUGUAUACAGCCAAAUAAAUGUGUAUUUAGCGGAACAUUUUGUCCUCUUAUGAAUGUCUUCUGCAAAUGCACAGAAACGAAUGAAAGGAUGAAAUUGAUGAUAUAUGUACCUGUUUGUUGCAAAAAAAUUUGUACCUAUGUAAAAAAUAUUCAAAAUUUCACAAAUAUUUAUCAAUUUGUAUCAAUUUUAUCGCUGAAAAAUAAGCAUGCACAAAAAAAACAAUUGUUCAAUCCAACCCAGCACCGUCUAAAAUUUCUGCCGAAUUGUUUAUUUAUUUAUAUACGUCAAGCCCUGCCAUAUUCGCUGAAUGUAAGACUUGUAAACUUGUGAUGAUAAGCACACCGGAUAAGUAUAAUAGUGCUGAUGUGAUGUGUACUGAGGAUGAGUGGGUGAUAGAUAAAUAAGUGUUGUUCACAUUAAUAUUAUUAUUAUUAUUACGCACGCAUCAACCUCAUUGCAGAUAACUUUGUGUCAAGUGUUUGCAUGGAGGGGAAAUCGCAACACAUAAUAAUUACAUAUGUAUUAUUUACAAUUGUCCAAACUUACGUGCAUACUUGAUUAUUUUGCAAACUUGCCUUUUUUCGAGCAGUGGCCGCGGAAGCUGUGGGGGCAUUAACAUUGUAGGAUAGGGGAGGGAGGGGCUUAUAUAACAUGGGCAGACGAUGGGGACAUCGAAUAACCGUGGGGACAUUGUCCCUCAUCUGUCCUCACGCUCCCGUGGCCACGGUUUUCGAGGAUGAUAUGAUGAUAAUAUGUACAUGCACUGCAAAAUUUCCUCGUAUUUGUAAUAUGGAUCAACACUGCUAUCUGUCAACCAGUGUUGUUGAAACUUUUUGAUUUGACCGUUUAUCAUGAUCACUGAAAUAAAAAGCGAAACGAUUAUGAAACAAAAAUUGA